AUAUUCUGCUUUCACAGGGUGAAAAAAACUUACUCUUCUAAUCAACAAUUCAGACUUAUAUAUAGGAAGUGUAUAUUGAGUGACCAUGGCUGACAUGCUAGCAAAUCUAGCUAAAGAAAGAUUAUGGGAACCUUAUAGAGGACUCGAAAAGAAGAUAGUGAAUCUAAAGGGAAAGAUGGAGUUGCUCGGUAGUCGAAAGGUUGAUAUAGUGGCUACAAUAGAAGAUGCUGAAUUUCAUUCAUCCAAGAAAAGGAAAACAGAAGUUCAAACAUGGUUAAGCAAUGUCAAUAACAAACUAGAAGAGUUCCAGAGCCUUGAGAAAGAAGUUCAAGAGUGUGGCCGAUUUGAUCGUAUAAAAUUGGCAAAUUUUGCUGAUACAAUGAUUGAGGAAGCCGAGGAACUCAUAAAACAAGGCAAGUUUCCUGAAGGGGUUUUACAUAAUGUAUAUGAAGAAAAAGGGGAGCCUUUGGUGACAACAAAUUUAAAAGGCCAAGUAUUCAGACAAAAUUUGGAAAAUAUAUCUGAAAUACUAAGGAACGAUGAGGUAUCAAUCAUUGGCAUUUAUGGCAUGGGUGGGGUGGGUAAAACCACUAUGGCUAUGAAUAUCCACAACGAGUUAUUACAAGAAAGUAGAUUCUUGGGUCACAUUUAUUGGGUCACUGUAUCUCAAGAUUCGAGUAUUCAAAAGUUACAAAAUGGCAUAGCCGAGAAUGUUGGCUUAGAUCUUUCUUGUGUUAAUGAUGAGAUAAAAAGGGCCGCAAAGCUAUUCCAAGCAUUGAAGAGAAUGAAUACUUUUGUCCUAAUACUCGAUGAUGUUUGGAAUAACUUUGACGUGAAAAAAGUGGGGAUUCCACUUGGAAAUGGAGGCAAAAUGAUCAUAACAAGCCGAUCACUUGAAGUAUGCCGUAGAGUUGGUUGCCAAAAGAAUGUCAAAGUCAAUCCUCUUUCUAAAGUAGAAGCUUGGGAUUUAUUUACUGAGAAACUUGGACAUGGCAAUAAUAAUGAAGUACAAGUAAUCCCGAUUGAAAUAGAAAAAAUAGCAAUGAAAGUGGCAGAGAGAUGUGCUGGGCUACCACUUGGAAUCAUAACAAUGGCUGGCUGUAUGAAGGGAGUAAAUGACAUUUUUUAUUGGAAGGACGCGUUACAAGAGUUGGAAGAAUCUUCCAUGAUGCAAGAUGAUAUGAAGAAUGAGGUGUUCCCUAUUCUCCAUUGUAGUUAUACUCGCUUGAGGGAUCCCCGGUUACAAAAGUGCUUCUUGUAUUGUUGCCUAUAUCCAGAGGACUUUGAAAUUCCAAGAGUUGAGUUAGUCAACAAGUUCAUCAUGGAGGGAUAUAUAAAUGCAAGGAAUAGUAGGCAAGCGCAAAUAGACCAAGGCCAUGCAAUACUAAAUAAGCUAGAAAAUGUAUGUUUGUUAGAAAGCACUGAGGAUGUAGAUGAAAAUAAAUGUGUUAAGAUGCAUGACUUGAUACGAGAAAUGGCUAUAAAAAUCACCAGCCAUCCUCAUCAUGAUCGCUUCAUGGUAAAAGCUGGAAUGCAAUUGAGAAAGAUGCCAGAGCUUCGUGAAUGGUCAGAAGAUCUUGACAAGGUAUCCUUGAUGCAUAAUUGUAUCGAUCAGAUUUCUCCUUGUGAACUAUACAAAUGUUUGGAACUGACAACCCUAUUGUUGCAAGAGAAUCGCUUGUUGCGAGAAAUUCCAUACUCAUUUUUCAUGUUCAAGCCUUGUCUACGUGUUUUGGAUCUAAGCUAUACCAAUAUUGAAAAAUUGCCUGAUUCUCUAUCAACCUUGGAAAAUUUGAAUGCCUUAUUGCUUAAAGGUUGUGGAGAACUUAGCUUUGUUCCAUCACUGAGCAACCUUAAGGUACUUAGCGAACUCGAGCUUACUGGAACAGGGAUUAAGCAAGUUCCCGUAGGCAUACCUAACUUGGUUAAGUUGAAAUGUCUAACCAUGAGCGGGUUGAAGAAGCUAAGAAGUAGUGAACCACCCAUAGAUAUGUUUGGAAGCCUAUCCCAUCUCCAGCGUCUCAUGACUCCAUUUUCUAUACGAGCAAUGGACCUAGAGAGGAUGAAACAACUUGAAGAAUUUGGGGGUAAGAUGUUCAGUCUGUCUGAUUUCAACAAAUUCGUAGAAAAUCGAGAAUGUUAUGGGCAGCCAAUCUUCUUUCGGGUCACUCUAAAUGGUUUGACCAGUGAUAGUGUUGGAGAUUUGUAUGAAUACCCUGUGAUAUUUUCCAGCAAAGAAGUCAUUUUGAAGGAUUACUGCCUGAAGGGUGGAAAUGUAGUACAACCCUUGAGGGAACAGUCAGAAGCUGUAAUCAAUUUUCCAAGGGACAUGCAAAGACUUGAAGUUUCAUGGUGCGAUUUCAUAAGUUCGGAUAAUAGCUUCUUAAGUGCCCUGCCAUCCUUGAUCAAUUUGACAGAUUUGAAGUUAGUCAAAAUUGUUUCUAGUGACGGUAUAGAGUGCAUACUCCGAUUACCCUCCAAUUGCCAAGAAUUGAUUGUGCCAGAAGGACUUGGGUCGUUACUCAAAAGCUUGGAGAAUUUGGAACUGUACAAUUUGAAGGAUAUUGUUAACCUUAUUGACAUCCAACCUAAUACUGAAGCAUCUUUUAUGGCUCUUUCACAUGGAUCGUUUUCAAACUUGAAGAAGUUAAGGAUUGAACAUUGUUACCAAAUCAAGGUGAUGUUUCCUCAAUGGUUGUGGAAAAAUCUCCACAACCUUGAACAUGUUGUGGUGUCAUAUUGUGAGGGGAUAGAAGAAAUUAUUAGCGAGAAUGAGGAAGAGGAAGUGGAUCAAGAAGCGAGCAGUCAAUACCUGAGUAGUCCUUCAUCAUUGUUUGCCUCUACCGGUGUCAUCCUCCCUAAACUAAGAGUAGUUCAUUUGACUGAGCUACCGGCACUCAAAAGCAUAUCUAAGGGAAGAAUGACUUGUGUAUCCCUUGAGGAAAUAGGUCUAUGUGGCUGUCCAAAGCUUGAAAGACUGCCAUUUUUUCAUCCUCUUCGUGAUGGAGAACCACUGUUUAUUCCACAUGCUCUCAGAUCUAUAUAUGUAAGUCAAGAACUUUGGGAAUCACUAGAGUGGGACUAUCCUCAAGCUAAGAGUAUGCUUCGACAGAAUUUCAUAAGAGUAAGCUCAGUCGCUAUAACAAUUUCAACAAUUGCUGAAAUUGCGGCAAUAAUUCAAACAAUUGCUGAAGUUGCCGCAACAAAUACCAUAACUAUUGCAGCAACUAUCGUAGUUGUUGCAGCAAGUACCAUAGUUAUUGUAAGCAUUGAAUCGGGAUUCGAUUCAACUGGUUUUCUUUCUUCUUCCGCCAUUGAAGCUCCUUUGUGGAAGCAAAGGACAUGA
Solanum verrucosum is the source of this 3346-nucleotide messenger RNA. RefSeq names its product disease resistance protein SUMM2-like. The record is from RefSeq and is a predicted model, not a curated record. Bases 86 to 3346 code for a protein of 1086 amino acids. The transcript has 5 exons. Gene Ontology annotation, molecular function: ADP binding; protein binding. NCBI's taxonomy places the organism in Eukaryota, Viridiplantae, Streptophyta, Magnoliopsida, Solanales, Solanaceae.